Messenger RNA from Helobdella robusta, 800 nucleotides. RefSeq lists its product as hypothetical. Lineage: Eukaryota; Metazoa; Annelida; Clitellata; Rhynchobdellida; Glossiphoniidae. Gene Ontology annotation, molecular function: zinc ion binding; nuclear receptor activity; RNA polymerase II cis-regulatory region sequence-specific DNA binding. The record is from RefSeq and is a predicted model, not a curated record. Gene Ontology annotation, biological process: cell differentiation; negative regulation of transcription by RNA polymerase II; positive regulation of transcription by RNA polymerase II. The annotation marks the transcript as partial. The transcript has 3 exons.
CUACCUACCUCCAUUUAAAUCACAGUAUGGUACCAUAAUAUAUGCCAUGGUAAAAUAAAAUGAAAUGUGUCAUCUAUCGUAUUAUAUUUUGAUAAUUACAAAUCCAAAUGGCUAGGAGUAACUCUGUUCCUCUUGAAAAAAGUAAUAGUGCUAGUAGGGACAUGGGUAAUAAUAAUAAUAGUAGUAAUAUUAAUGCUGUAACUAUUGAUAACAACGUGGGUACAUUUGAAUUUGAGGUUGGCAGUUUUAACCGGCAAAAUCAUGAUGAUGGUCAUGAGAUUGUAUCGUCAGCAGAUGUUAACAAUCUGCUACUCUUUGCAACAAAGUCUCUCUCAACAAAUGAUUUCCAGGCAAAUCGAUUUGUCCCUGCCGACAUUGAUGUAAAGCCUUCAAUGAUCAUUCAAUGCAAGCAACGACAAGCAAUUCCAAUUAGCGUUCUCGACAACAGCAGUAGCACAGACAAUGACGAAAUUUCUUACAACAAAAUCCUGAUGAAGGCGUCAUCUACUCUCAACAAUGAGGACACCACCAACUGUUCUUCAGCAAUAAAUAACUCAAACACAUCAACUUUGAUUAGUAAGGAAGAUAAGGUGUGUGUUGUGUGCGGAGAUAGAGCACUUGGUUGCAACUUUGAUGUGGUCUCAUGUGAAUCGUGUAAGGCAUUCUUCAGGAGGAAUGCUCACAAAGAGAAGGAGAUGAAAUGCAUAUUUGAUGGAUGUUGCUACAUAAACGUGCACACGAGGAGGUUCUGCUCCUACUGUAGGUUGAAGCAGUGCAUGCAGGCGGGCAUGAGGAAGGAA